AAGGGAGAAUAUCACCCCUCGAGUCUGUCCGACGGGAACUAACUGGCCACUUUGAAAAGUUGUUGUUAACCGACGACUCUAUCCUAAACACAUACCACAGCAACACGGUAGUUUUUACACGCACCAGCUCUGAGAAUAUACACAGGACAAAAUGCAUCAUAGUUGUUGCAUGUGGAUUUUAGUAAUCGCAACAGCGGUAUGGACGGAUGCUAUCACAGGACACGAGGACAAAGUGGGGAUUAAAAGUCAACAGGCGCAGCAACAGCAACAAUCCGAUAUCAUGCAAACAAUGGUGGACGCCGGCGAUCAUCAGACAAUGCAUAUGACGUCUCCGGCAGAGAGUUAUUUCAAUGAUCCACUGGGUCCGUUGGGCUAUUUGGCCAAGCGUGCGCACAAGCAAUACGGAUUUGGACUGGGCAAACGCCUUUACCGGCAGUAUGAGUUCGGGUUGGGCAAAAGGUCAGCGUCAAAGCAGUACGGAUUCGGUCUGGGUAAACGGGCUGCACUUAAGCAGUACGAAUUCGGCUUAGGAAAACGGGCUUCGCCAACCUUCUAUAGUUUUGGUCUGGGACGGCGGGCUUCGCCACAAUACAGUUUUGGACUCGGAAAACGGGUGUCGCACCCGUCAUUCUUAAAUGUGGACGAUCGGGAUUCGGACUACACGUACAACGACUUGUCGGAGGAGAGGAAGAGGACGGCGGACGAUAUGGGUCACGGCCAGCGGUUCGCCUUCGGUCUGGGCAAACGAGGUGCGGGGGCGGAAUGGGAAGACGGCGACGGUGAAGGCGACGACGCGGCGCCCAUCUGGCACCCGGCCGUCAGGCGGGCUCGUCUGCAGUACGGUUUCGGGCUGGGAAAAAGGGCUGACCGCGACUAUGACGCCGCUGCCGGUACGGAUUACGCGGAAACGCUACAAUUGGCCGACGACGUCGCCGCCGCUGACAUCAACAACUAAGAGAAAUAACAAAUUUUCGCCCAAACACACACACACACAAACACAAACACACAGACAUACAUAUAUAUACAAACGAACAGUCGUAAACGUAUUAUAGGUGGAGAUUAUUUUUUUGGGGGGGAGGGGAUCACGGAGACUUAGCUUACCGAUACAAUUUUUUUUUUUUUUUGAUUUUAACGUUUGACAAAUAUUGUUAUUUUACGACAUAUAAUACGGGAACGAUCUGUUAUUCUGUUAAAAUAUAAUAUUAUAUAGUAAUCGUAGCUACGGCCCGACUUCCCGACCCGUCUCGUCCUGGAAAUGAAAAUGAUUUAUUUUAUCAAAAAUAUUCGAAAACAACUAAACGGUUCAACAUGUUUUUUGGUGUUUUUGUUGUUAUUGAAAUAUUAUAAUGUAUUUGAUCAUUGUUAACUUUCAUUAAAAUAAUGACGUGUUGUAUGUAUCAAUGUCAAUCAUCACGGUUGAUUGCAUAAUACAACCAAUCGCCAAUCGGUAAUAUACCUAUAAUAAGAAAGGGAACACAGGCAUUUGAAAAAUAAUAGUUCGCGUAUUUGUUUGCCUUUUUAAAUGAAUGAUUUGUUCAAAAAUAUAAAAUAAAAUAAGCUCUCCUGAAAUCCAAUCGAAUCUCCACCUAUGAAACAUUUACAGUCAUGCAUAAUAUUUUAUAAAAAUCAGAAUCUACACGCAACUCGCAGAAACGUAUUAUUAAAAACAUUAAGAAAUAAAUUACAACAAUAAAGAAAACAGACCGAAGAUUUA
This is a messenger RNA of Rhopalosiphum padi (bird cherry-oat aphid), 1714 nucleotides long. RefSeq names its product allatostatins. The record is from RefSeq and is a predicted model, not a curated record. The transcript has 3 exons. Bases 152 to 955 code for a protein of 267 amino acids. NCBI's taxonomy places the organism in Eukaryota, Metazoa, Arthropoda, Insecta, Hemiptera, Aphididae.